AUGCCCACUGCAAACCUCGCGUCCGCCGGUGGCCCUAACCACCACUCUGCCGCCCCCCUCUAUCUGAAAACCGAAACCAAGCCGCCAUCGAACGCAGGCCUGAUGCUCGACCCGUCGGUCUCGUCCUCCUCUGGCCCGAUCCGCAUCGACGGAUCCGAACAUGACGCAGCCCUAUCAAAAUCAGAGUUCCUGACCCGAUCCGAAUUCCUCAAUCGCCGAGCCCGCAGGGUGAAACAGCUCGCUCGGGUUUACCGAGACCACUACUGGGCGUUAAUGGAGGAGCUCAAGCUGAAGUACAGGGAGUAUUACUGGGAGUACGGGAAAAGCCCCUUCGUGGAGGAUGAGGAGAACGUGAGAAACAACGCGAGCCGCGGGGAUUACGCUGCCUUGCCUGGUGAAAAUGGCAGCCGUGGGAACUUUGGGGUGAAUGGUGGGAAUGCUAGUGGUAGGGUUAGCGGUAGGUGUGAGGUCCAUGGGUGCAAGGCCAAGGCGAUGGCCUUGACGAGGUUUUGCCAUAUGCAUAUAACGUCUGAUGCGAAGCAGAAGCUCUACGAGAGUUGCACUUUCUCCAUAAAGAGUUCCACCACAGGACCUAUACUCUGCGGGAGGCCAUUAAUGAAAUCGACCAUCCCUUCAUACUGCCCUAUGCACUUCCAAAAGGCCGAGAAGCAUAUGGUGCGUGCUCUCAAGAAGGCUGGUCUCAACGUGUCCUCAACAAGUAAGCUCACUCCAAAGCUCCAUGUCAUAGUUGCAGAGCAUGUUCGCCAGAUCCAGAACAAGAGACGAGUCGCGAAAAGAGCAAAUCUCGAAACUGCAGUCAUUAAAGAAGAAACCAACUCUUGA
Molecule: messenger RNA, 843 nt
Organism: Striga hermonthica
Lineage: Eukaryota; Viridiplantae; Streptophyta; Magnoliopsida; Lamiales; Orobanchaceae
Source: the annotation of a GenBank genome assembly